Molecule: messenger RNA, 7643 nt
Organism: Pelobates cultripes (western spadefoot toad)
Lineage: Eukaryota; Metazoa; Chordata; Amphibia; Anura; Pelobatidae
Source: the annotation of a GenBank genome assembly
AUGGGUAACGUUAUUUCUACGAUUGAACGUCCCCUGGUUUCAUGGCUGGCGGGUACUCAACCCCCACCCAGGAAUUCUACUAAAAAAGAAUUCAGAAAACAGCCAAACAUCCAGCCUUCUACGGACAGGUAAGUGGAUAGCGGCUGCAGGUAUAUUAGAAGAUGGGGGUCAGAGUUUGAUAAAGAGUAGAAUAAAGGAUGGUGUGUUAAUGGGCAUCAUUUCUAUAAAUAACAGAACUUUCCUGUAGAUUGAAUUGUGUUGUCAUUAUAUGAAUGGGAGUAAAAUCCUUAAAAUGUGAAUUUGUGUUUGAUACUUGUUAUUUUUCCUAACUGAUGAGAUAAAAAAUGAACACAACAAUGAAUGUGUAGCUUAGCCCAUUUGUAGUGAUUGAUAUAAAAUAGGCAGGCAUUAUACACGGGGGUGCAGAAAAAAAAGGAAAAUAUAUAGGAAUUAAUGAAGGUGUUUUGAGUCCAUAAUCAGACAGGACCAUCCUGGGAUAAAAUGAGUCUUGAAGAAUCUCACAGGUUUUACACAUUAAAUCAAAUUAUUUAACCACUAUAAUACAACCCAAAUAACAAUGCAUAAUAUAUAAUGACUUAUUUUAUCAUCUCCCAAAAUCAUUUGGUUGUUCCAGAAAUAUGACCUCAAAUGUGUGAAAUUUGAAACUUCACUAAUCAUUUUCUCUUUCCUAAACAGGCUACCUCUUAAAUCAGAGCCCCAGACAUUCCCCCAAUUAUCAUCUAAUCUGGAUAUUUCUCCAGAAACUGAGAAGGGGAAGAGAUGGGAGCCACGGGAGCAGAAUGGUGGGUUUGUGGCAAAAAUUCUAAAAUGUUGCCAACAAGGCACAGAGAGACGUCGCCUUCCCCCUUCUGUUACAUCUAAAUUUGCUGUGCUUGAUAAAAGGUAAAUACUAUAUGAUCACAUUAACAAAUUGCGAUAAUAACCUCUAGGCUGGGAGCUGUAAGAAUUAGCCUGACCUUUUUUGUUUUUGUGUUUUUGUUCAAAAGCUUUAGACAUUAUGAUACCUAUGUCAGAUAUAGAAAAGAGGAGAAGAAACCUGAUGUACCAUACUAUAUUCGGGUGACUCCAAAAAAAUCCAACUUGGAAAUUCGUUAUGCUCGACCACCUAGGUAAGUGUAUCAUGAGACACAGAAUGACUGACCAUAAUCCUAUAAGGUUAUCCAAAUAAAACUGCAGGGUCCUCAGUAAGCCAAUACCCUGGUUCUCUCACUGGCUAUCUGUGUACACAGGAAACCAAUGAGAGAAGAUCCACAGAUAGAUAAAGAUGUCAAUGGUCUUUCUAAGCCAACAUAACAAAUUUCUGAGGAGUACUACAGCAACUUGACUUACCAGGAAUUACCUAAUUUCUAUAAGAUAUGUAUUUUAAUAUAAACAGAAGCUUUAAUGGUAAAAAGUAAACUAUUUACUGAAAUUACUGUAACCAGAAUGUAAUGUGCGUAACAUAAAUGAUCUGAUAGUGUCACUAACGGCUGUGCAAUAAUGACUGAUAGAUAACGAGUGAUAGGGUAGCUGAUGGACUGAAAGUAAGAGGAAAGCUGAAGAGGAAUAAGAUAAGUGACAAAAUGGGCUGAUGGAUGGAAAGGGAGAAAAGGAUAUAAUUGUUACAACUGUAUUUUAACGUUUCCUAUUUUAAUUGCAGGGACCUAUUCCUAUUCUCUAAGGUGAAGCCUAAAUUACUUCCAAAACAAUACAAAACAACUAAAAAGGCUGAAAGUGUAAAUUAUUGUGCAGAGUGUCAUAAACAGGAUAAUAUUCUACAGCCUGAACAUGUCACAGGUCUAGAGGAUAUUCCUUAUCGGCCUUCUACGGACAGGUAAGUGGACAAUUGCUGCAGGUAUAUUAGAUGGGGUUAUUGGAAGAUGGGGUCAGAGUUCGACAGAGAUUAAAUUAAAGGAUGAUUUGUUAAUGGGCAUCAUUUCUGUAAAUACCAGAACUUUCCAGUAGAUUUACAUUUGUAGUGAUGGAAUUUGAAAUAAAAUAAGCAGGCAUGAUAUACAGGGGUGUUAAAAAAAAAAAAAGUAAAAUAUAUUGGAAUUAAAGGGACACCAUAGUCACCAGAACAAUUACAGCUUAAUGUAGUGGUUCUGGUGUCUAUAGUCUGUCCCUGCAGGUUUUUUUUUUUUUGUGAAUAAAAUGUGUUUACAUUGCUCCUUAGGGUCACCUCCAGUGGCAGUCACCCAGACAGCCACUAUAGGUGCUUCCUAUGGCAGUGCUGCAGAGUGUGUAGCACUGACAUUCAGCAUCUCCACUCUCUGCAUGGAGACACUGAACAUUCUUAUCAAGAUGCAUCAAUUUAUGAUUGGCCAUGGCAGCAUUGCCUUCGCCCCCAGCAUGCCUCCUUGGCUGAGAUAAUCAAAAUUGACUAACUCAGUCAAUCCAAUUCUUUCUUAAGGUAAAGCAUUGGAUUGGCUGAGAUCAUCAAUUCUGAGUUGGAAAAAAGGUGAAAUGUAACCUUUACUUUAGGGGGGCUAAGGCCCUAAAUAGUGAUAUUAAAACUAUAGUGUCAGGAAUACAUAUUUCUGUUUCUGACACAAUAAUGCCCCAUUUAUUAAAUGUGUUUUGAGACCCCAAAUAGACAGCACCAUCCUGGGAUGAAAUGCAUGAUGUAAUUAGUCCAGACGUAUCAAAGGUUUUACACAUCAAAUUGAAUUAUUUAAUCGUUAGAAUACAACCCAAAUAGCAAUGCAUAAUAUCUCAUGGCUUCUUGUAUCAUCUCCUAAACACACUCUGUUAUUCCAGAGAUAUAACAUCAAUUUAUUAAUGACCUUUUUGUUUUCUGGUGUGUUUUUCUUCAAAAUCUUUAGACAUUAUAAUAACUAUGUCAGAUUUGGAAAAGAGGAGAAGAUUCCCGAUGUACCAUACUAUAUUCGGGUGACUCCAAGAGAAACUAACCAACUAAUGACAUGUGCUCGGCCACCUAGGUAAGUGUAUCAUGAGACACAGAAUGACCGACCAUAAUCCAAUAAGGUUAUCCAAAUAAACCUUCAGGGUCCUCAGUAAACCAAUAUCUUGGUUCUCUUACUGGCUGGCUGUGUACACAGGAAACCAAUGAGAGAAUAAACACAGAUAGAGAAAGAUGUCAAUGUUCUUUCUGAGCCAACAUCACAAAUCUCAAAUUGGAAAAUUUAAUCAUUACAAUAUGACCCAAAUAAUAACCUGUAAUAUAUAAUGGCUUCUUCUAUCAUUUUCUAAACACACUCAGUUAUUACCGAAAUAUAACAUCAAACGUGAAAUAUGAAACUCCAAUAAUCACUCUUUCUUUCCUAAACAGGCUACCACUUAAAGCAGAGCCCCAGACAUUCCCCCAAGUAUCACCUAAUCUGGAAAUCUCUCCAGAACCUGAGAAAGGGAAGAGAUGGGAGCCACAGGAACAGAAUGAGGGGUUUGUGGAAGAAAGUCUAAAAUGUUGCCAAAAAACCACAAAGAGACUUUGCCUUCCCCCUUCUGUUACAUCUAAAUUUGCUGUGCUUGAUAAAAGGUAAAUACUGUGUGAUCACAUUAAUCAAAGGGGAGACAUCUUUUUGUUUUCUAUUGUUGAUGUUUGUUUUAACAAAUUGAGAUUUUAGCCUCUCCACCGGGUGCUGGAAGAAUUAGCCUGACCUUUUGUUUUUUUGUGUGUUUUUCUUCAAACCCUUUAGACAUUAUAAUAACUAUGUCAGAUUUGGCAAAGAGGAGAAGAUUCCCGAUGUACCAUACUAUAUUUGGGUGACUCCAAGAGAAACUAACCAACUAAUGACAUAUGCUCGGCCACCUAGGUAAGUGUAUCAUGAGACACAGAAUGACUGACCAUAAUCCAAUAAGGUUAUCCAAAUAAACCUUCAGUGUCCUCAGUAAACCAAUACCCUGGUUCUCUCACUGGCUGUCUGUGUACACAGGAAACCAAUGAGAGAAGAACCACAGAUAGAGAAAGAUGUCAAUGCUCUUUCUGAGCCAACAUCACAAAUCUCAAAUUGGAAUAUUUAAUCAUUACAAUACAACCCAAAUAGCAAUGCAUAAUAUCUAAUGGCUUCUUGUAUCAUCUCCUAAACACACUCUGUUAUUCCAGAAAUAUAACAUCAAUUUAUUAAUGACCUUUUUGUUUUCUGGUGUGUUUUUCUUCAAAAUCUUUAGACAUUAUAAUAACUAUGUCCGAUUUGGCAAAGAGGAGAAGAUUCCCGAUGUACCAUACUAUAUUCGGGUGACUCCAAGAGAAACUAACCAACUAAUGACAUGUGCUCGGCCACCUAGGUAAGUGUAUCAUGAGACACAGAAUGACCGACCAUAAUCCAAUAAGGUUAUCCAAAUAAACCUUCAGUGUCCUCAGUAAACCAAUAUCUUGGUUCUCUUACUGGCUGUCUGUGUACACAGGAAACCAAUGAGAGAAUAAACACAGAUAGAGAAAGAUGUCAAUGCUCUUUCUGAGCCAACAUCACAAAUCUCAAAUUGGAAUAUUUAAUCAUUACAAUAUGAGCCAAAUAAUAACCUGUAAUAUAUAAUUGCUUCUUCUAUCAUUUCCUAAACACACUCAGUUAUUCCAGAAUAUUAGAGAUUUUAGUCUCUCCACUGGGUGCUGGAAGAAUUAGCCUGACCUUUUGUUUUUUUGUGUGUUUUUCUUCGAACCCUUUAGACAUUAUAAUAACUAUGUCAGAUAUGGAAAAGAGGAGAAGAUUCCCGAUGUUCCAUACUAUAUUCGGGUGACUCCACAAGAAACUAACCAACUAAUGACAUAUGCUCGGCCACCUAGGUAAGUGUAUCAUGAGACACAGAAUGACUGACCAUAAUCUUAUAAGGUUAUCCAAAUAAACCUUCAGUGUCCUCAGUAAACCAAUACCCUGGUUCUCUCAUUGGCUGUCUGUGUACACAGGAAACCAAUGAGAGAAGAACCACAGAAGCUUUAAUGGUACAAAGUAAACUAUUUACUGGAAUUACUGUAACCAGAAUGUAAUGUGCGUAACAAUGAUCUGAUAGUGUCACUAAAAGAUGUACAAUAAUGACUGAUAGAUAACGAGUGAUAGGGUAGCUGAAGGACUGAAAGUGAGAGGAAAGCUGAAGAGGAAUAAGAUAAGUGACAAAAUGGGCUGAUGGAUGGAAAGGGAGAAAAGGAUAUAAUUGUUACAACUGUAUUUUAACUUUUCCUAUUUUUUAAUUGCAGAGACCCAUUCCUAUUCUCUAAGGUAAAGCCUAAAUUACUUCCAAAACAAUAUAAAACAACUAAAAAGGCUACAAAUGUCCAAGAAAAAGAAGUAGACAAAAAAGAACUGGAAAAUGAAAAAAAGUAUUCUGCAGAGUAUUGUAAACACAAUAUUAUUCCACAGCCUGAAGCGGUCACAAGUCUAGAGGAUAUUCCCUGUCACUUGCUGCAGGCAAGGUCUCUAGAGCCUACAGAGAUUAUCACACAUCUAGAAGACAACACUUCUCUAGAAUGUCCUGUUUCUACUAUUGAACCUCAUACAAGUGGAUUAACAGAGGAAUUGUCAGUAAACCUUGUUCAGACACAGUUCACUUUAGGUUGUCCACAUGAGCCUACAAAUCUAGAUUCUCAGAACCCACUUACAGCUCUUUUACUACAGUCCACCUUUCUAGAGCCUACAGAGGUUAUCACACAUCUAGAAGACAACACUUCUCUAGAAUGUCCUGUUACUACUAUCGAACCUCAUACAAGUGGAUUAACAGAGGAGUUGCCAGUAAACCUUGGUCAGCCACAGUCCACUUUAGGUUGUCCAUGUGAGCCUACAAAUCUAGAUUCUCAGAACCCAGUUACAGCUAUUUUACUACAGCCUACCUCUCUAGAGCCUACAGAGGUUAUCACACAUCUAGAAGACAACACUUUUCUAGAAUGCCCUGUUACUACUAUCGGACCUCAUACAAGUGGAUUGAUAGAGGAGUUGCCAGUAAACCUUGGUCAGCAACAGUCCACUUUGGAUUGUCAACCUGAGCCUAUGAACCUAGAUUCCCGGGAGGCUGUCAAAGAUCAAGAUCCAGGUAUUCUGUUAGUGGGCCCAGUUUGUCCUGCCAAAUCAGGCACUAGUGAAAUGUUAGAGGAGCUGCCUGUAAACCUUGGUCAGCCACAGUCCACUUUGGAUUGUCAACCUGAGCCUAUGAAUCUACAUUCUCGGGAAGCUGUCAAAGAUCAAGAUCCAGGUAUUCUUCUAGUGGGCCCAGUUUGUCCUGCCAAAUCAAGCACUGGUGAAAUGUUAGAGGAGUUACCAGUAAGCUCUGACAUUGUGAGUUAUCACUCCAAAACUACUUUGGAUUGCCCCACUGUUCAGCCAGAGGAGUUGCUUCUAUUCAAUCAAAAGGUUACGCCUGAGCAGGAACAAACUGAGAUGAAGAAUAAUCAGCCAGGAAAACAUGUGUGUCUGAGUAGUGACCAUGAAGAGCAGCCAUUGCCAGAAGACAAAGAAAAAGAGCCACCUGGUGAGGCUGAUAUAGUUCGAAAGAAAAGUCAAGACCUUCCAGUACCUGUACUCCAAGAGAAGAAAAAUAUUGAAUCAAAGGUGGAAAGGAUACACUAUGACAGGGAAUCUUUACUUAAAUUCAAAUCUAUAACACAAGAGCCAAGGGAUUUGUCUGAGAUUGCAAAACUCUACCAAGGUAUGCUCAUUAGACCUCACCUUCGACCAGUAGAUCCAUCACGAUUUACCAACAGGAAAUGUACACCUCUAACUGCAAAUUUCAUCCACCCUGCUAAGGAUAAUUACAGACUGCCAUGUGGAAUGGGCCAAAUGAGGUCCCCGCAAGCUCCUAGUACAGAACUUCGCAAAAUCCUUCAAGUAAGUGAGAAUAUAAAACCGCAUACAUCUGAAAAGGCUUGGAAACCUCCCAUGAAAAGAGCAAAUGAAGAUCACACUCUUGCCAAGGCUCAAGAAUUGGUUCGCAAAGUUCGCAGCAUUCUAAAUAAAAUCACACCUCAGACAUUCCAGCACUUAACCAAGCAGGUGAAAGACCUCUCUAUACAUACAGAAUAUCAACUGAAAGGUGUUGUAGAAGUCAUCUUUGAAAAAGCAGUAGCAGAGCCACAUUUUGCUGUUGUAUACGCCAGCAUGUGCAACUGGCUAAUGAUGCUUGAGGUCCCAACGGAAGACAACCCUGAAGAAAGCAUUACAUUCCGUAGGCUGCUAAUAAGACUCUGCCAGAAGGAGUUUGAGAAAGUUGAAAAUGGGAAUGAAAAAACUGAGAAACUGCAAAAGGAACUGGAUGCUGCCACAUCACCGAGGGAAAAGGCCCUACUAAAAGACGAAUUAAGUGAUGCUUGUAAUAAAGCACGCAGGCGAUACCAAGGAAACAUCAAAUUUAUUGGGGAGCUAUUUAAGCUAAAAUUUCUCUCUGAAGACACCAUGAAAGACUGCCUAAUGAAACUACUAAACAGGAACAGCGAGGAGUCCAUCGAAUGUAUCUGCAUUUUGCUCACUACAACUGGAAAAUCCUUGGAAAAUGGACAGUGUCGCUUGGACAACUAUAUCAGCAAGAUUGACAUCUUUAUUAAAAACCAGAAAACCUCUUCGCGGAUUCGAUUUUUGGUGCAGGAUAUGAUGGAAUUAAGAAAAAAUAACUGGGUACCUCGACAUACACCUCAGGGACCGAAAACAAUAGAGCAAAUUCAUAAAGAGGUAGAACUGGAAUCUAGACGAAAAGAGCAGUGA